AGAUACACAGGACCAGAGACAGGACGGUACUGGAAACGCUUCGUAGAUGGAACCUGGGGCUAAAGGAACCAGAGGGGAGGAGAAAAACGGAGAACAAGAAAAACCGGUAAGCAGCUGUGAGAGGCAGAGAGAGAGUGUGUGAAAGAAGGAGGAGAUUCCUACCCUGUCAGCAUAACCCUGGAGACCUUCUGGUGGAGAGCGGACACACAGAGGAAACCAGUAGAAAAACAGUAAAACUGAAGACUGCUGUAAGCACGUUAUCUACCAAAGGAGGAAAAAAUGGACAGCUAUAUGUUUGAGAUCGAACAUCUCAACAAGCUGGACUGCUAACUAAAUGUAAAUACAAAUGCACCUGCUGCCACAAACUAAAUACACAGUCUGAGAUCCUCAUUCCUGGAUAACCACUAUUUUACUAUUUGCCUUCAACACAACUUGGCACUGUGUGUUCCCUUAUGCAAAGAACUAAGAGAUGAACUAACGGAUAGUUAAAACUCCUAGGAGUAUCUGUUGUGCAGCUUGUGUUGUAGCAUGGAGAAAGGCCAAACCACAAGCCCAACUCCUUUUCUGUGGGCCAGAUGAGGGGCUGCAGCCCAAGCCUGCUGCGGGGCCGGCGGUUCUUCUGUCGGGAAUGGGCCCUGGAGAAGCUAAAAAAAUGCCUGGGGGCAAGAAACCUGUCCAGAGUGACACAGGACUCUUCCCAUUUCCCUUCAGGGGUCCUGGUAAUUGGGGGUCCUGGUACUGGUAAAACAGCCCUCUGUACAGAGCUGGUCUGGCCCCAAUCAGAAGCAGGCAUAGCAUUGGGACUGGCAUCACGGUGCCUGGCCUGGCACUAUUGUAAACAGGAGGAUGCUGACAGCGUUGAGGUCUGGAGAUUUGUUCUGGGGCUGGUGGAGCAGCUGCGUAAGAAUCCCCUGCUGGCACCAAACUAUGAGCACCUUUUGGCCAGCCCUGCUGUUGCUACCUGCCUGGAGCCGCUUCACUGCCAACGUGACCCAGAUGAAACAUUUAAAAGAGCAAUAUUGGAGCCGCUGCUUUCCUUACCCUCUCCAGAUCAGAGUAUGUUCAUAGUGGUGGAUUCUCUGGAUACUGGAAGUGGAACAUGUGUCGGGACUGGUGAAGGUCUGACAACAGUGACUGCAGGCAGUCAGAGUUUUUCAAUAGCAGAGCUCCUCCUUAGACACCACCAGCUCUUACCACCAUGGAUCCUUCUGGUCUGUUCUGUACGCAGACAAAACAAAGCCAUGUGCAAGAUGUUCUCAGGAUUUCGGAAGCUUUGCCUAGAUGACUUGAGGAAACCUGUGGCUGUACGAGAUGUUCAGCAUUACAUUCUACGGAGGUUGGAUCAGGAAGGGGAACUACGGAGGCAGCUCACACCAGAGACAGCCGACAUGCUAAACCUGUUGCAUAUCAAGAGCGGUGGCUGUUUUCUUUUCCUUGAACGAGUUCUGGACGGUGUAACUGGUGGUUUAGUAGGAUUAAGAGAAAUCAGGGACAUUCCAGGUACAUUGAAUGGUCUUUACCUGUGGCUUUGUCAAAGGCUCUUCCCCCGUAGACUUUUUAUUCAUGUUAGGCCCUUGCUCAACAUUAUUCUGGCUUCUCCACAACCUUUGACUUCUGAGAAACUCUAUCAUGCUGCAAAAGCUAGGGAUGCCUUUCUGGUACGAGAUGACUUUCAGUCACAAAUGCAUGCUUUGUCACCACUGAUUGUGGAUGGUCCUGAGGGCAGUAAGCUCAUUUUUCAUGGCAGCUUUGCAGAUUGGUUAACUGAUGUGAAGUACUGCACACAGAAGUUUCUUUGCAGUAUUAAAGAUGGUCACCUUUCACUUGCAAUGUCUCUGUCACUGAGAUCCAAUAGCCUCAGCACAGAAGAUGUAUGUCAGCUAGGCCAACACCUGCUUAGCAGCGGAAUCCACACAGGGGAGCCAGCACUGCUUGCACUGUGGAUGCUAUGGACUGGAGUUCCCACUCUCAGUAGUAAUGGCAGGGGCAGAUCUCUUGAUGCAUCUCAGCCUUCAUUUCUCCUUCAAGCACCUGUGCUGAUUCAACAGGAUGUCCUGCAGCUUCUAAUGAAAAGUGGUGUGUUCCCACCCACCUGCUCUCCAGAUAACAGUCCUAGUUUGGGUGUACACUGUGUAAGUGGUGGAAAAGGAAUAGUACGAAAGGUGCUGCAGAGGGAGGACUCAGUACGAGCUCUUUUGGACAGUGGCAUCAGCGUAAAUCGAACAGAUCCCUCAGAUGGACGGACUCUGCUCUCUACUGCAGCUCACACAGGGCUUGUAGAUGUAUCUGCACUACUGCUUUGUCGUGGGGCUAAUCCUUCUUUAAGUGACAACCAGGGACAAACACCAUUGACUCUUGCUGCAAGGCAAGGACAUGUGGGUGUGCUACAGGUUCUUCUAAAAUGGUCUCAAGAUCAGGAAUAUGACACUGUUCGAGCCAUGCUGGAGCAUGCAGAUGAUGAGGGAUGGACUGCCUUACGUUCAGCCUCAUGGGGUGGCCAUAAGGAAGCUGUAAAAAUGCUUCUUGAGGCUGGAGCAGAGGUUGAUGGUUGCGAUCCAGAUGGCCGGACUGCUUUACGAGCUGCUGCCUGGGGCGGUCAUGAGGAGAUCAUGCUCAUCCUCCUUGACCAUGGUGCUGGAGUUGACAGCGUGGACCACGAGGAGCGUACACCACUUAUUGCUGCUGCUUAUAUGGGCCAUAAAGAAGCAGUAGAGAUCUUGCUGGAUGCUGGCGCAGAUGUAAACCUAGCAGAUAGGAAUGGACGUAAUGCUCUGUCAGUGGCUGCACAGUGUGUGCCAUCAGCAGUGGGGAGGAGAGGGCAUGGAGAGGUUGUUAGUCUACUGCUGGAAAGGGGUGCUGAUCCAGAACACAAGGACAGAGAUGGUAUGACACCCUUACUGCUGGCCUCCUAUGAGGGACAUGAGGAAGUGGUGGAGCUCCUCUUAGAGGCUGGAGCAGAUGUGGACGAGAGUGCUGGCACCUACCCAUAUGCUGUCACACCUCUCCUUGCAGCAGCCGCUAUGGGGCAUGCAGGCACAGUGAACCGCAUGUUGUUCUGGGGAGCAGCAGUAGAUGGUAUUGAUGGGGAGGGUCGUACAGCACUCUGUCUGGCUGCUGCUAAAGGUAGCAUAGAGGUUGUCCAAACCCUGCUGGAUCGGGGACUAGAUGAGAAUCACAAAGAUGAUCUAGGCUGGACACCACUACAUGCAGCUGCUUGUGAAGGCCAUAGAAGUGUGUGUGCUAUACUCACUGAGAAAGGCAGCAUGGCUCGGGUAGGUGAGCUUGACGUAGAAGGACGGACUCCACUCAUAUUGGCAGCACAGGAAGGUCAUUGCAGUACAGUGAAACUCCUGCUUGACAGAAAAUCACCCAUAAAUCAUCGAGAUUAUGAUGGACACUCUGCACUUAGUGCAGCUGCUCUUCAGGGACAUGGGGAGGUGGUGGAACUACUUUUGAAACGUGGUGCUGAUACUGAUGUCAGAGAUGCAGAAGGAAGACCUCUUCUAUAUCUGCUUGUUCUAGAAGGCCACUUAAAUAUAUCCACUCUGCUUAUAGAGAAAGGGGGUGUUUCACUAGAGUCAAAAGAUGCAGAGGGUCGUACGGCACUACAUGUAGCAGCUUGGCACGGUGACCUGAAUGCCAUUGGGCUAUUGUUAAGGUAUGGUGCAGACCCAAAUUCACUGGACUCUGAUGGUCGACCACCACUGCACUCUGUGGCAUGGAGAGGUCAUGUGGGUGCUGGAAAACUUCUCCUGAAAGCUAGGGGCAUUAAAAUCGAUCUAGCUUGCAAAACCCAAGGUGCCACAGCACUCAGCAUUGCCGCACAGGAAGGACACACCGAAAUUGUUGCAAUGCUUAUGGAAAAAGGAGCAAAACCAGACCUCGUGGAUCGCUAUGGUCGCAGCCCUGUAAAAGUUGCUGGAAAGAAAGGUUAUUUCAGCAUUGUCCGCCUCCUAGAGAGCUUUGGUGCAAAGCCAUUUCCUGGAUUUAUUCCACAACGAACAUGUGGGGCUUUAGACUCAUCCACUCAUUCCUCUAUAUUCAAAACUCAGGCCUGCAUUAGUUCCUCAGAGGGAUUUGUCAAUGGAGGCGCAGCUACCUCCUCCACUUCUUCAAACUCAUUGUCAGCCUCUUAUUCACCUGCAUCAACUGCUGAGAGAUUCCAUUCAAUGGCAGGAUCUCAAGCAUCUUCCACAUGUCACUCUCUGGCCACUGUACAGACUGUGCCUGCUGACACUCUAAGCUUCAUACAGCAGAUCCAGCAGCACUCACUACCCCGUUGUCGCAGUAGGCCAUCUACACUGCCUUGGCCAAACCCUUCCAGUUUACAGAGAAGUACUGCCGGGAAUGAGCAGAAGGUUAUUUCCAAAGGUAACUGUGAUCUUACACAUUACACUUACCCUGAUAGCCCUAAAGAGCUUGGAUCCACAGAAACUGCUGACUACCUUUUAAAACCCAAAGCCCCAAUGUUAAUUGAAGAGAAGCCAGAAAAGAGUCCUCAGAAAGGUGAAGCCGACAAGUGGAACUCAGUAAUGAUGUCCCUGGGACUGACACCAAUCCAAAAAGGAGCUAUUAACCAGACAAAAUGUAAGGACAGUCCACUGUUAGGCUAUCAUCCCCUUCACCUCCAGUCCCAUGCACAAAGAGAAAACUGGGAAGGCCUUCAAAAAACAUCUCUUUCCCCAUCUUUUGACCUUUUAUCCAUCUCCCAACAUAGUGCCUUAGUAAAGGAAUCUGUGUUCAAUAUUACAACCACAGACCCCCAUCUUAACCUUAAACAGGCCAUCAAGUUACAGUUUGAGGGGCCAACCAGUGCAGCACUUUACAAAAGGGAAACACCACUUUAAUAUAUGCUCAGUUCAGUAAUAGCCUAUAAACGCUGUAUUAAACACUUUGCUCAUGGGUAACAUUUUCACAGCCUACUGGGCAAAAAUGUAUGGAAUGCUAAUGCCUUUGCCUGUUGUAAGUAACCAUUAAAGGUUAGGAGCAAAAGAGGGGGAGGGAGUGUUGUGGGUAAUUGCUGGAGGUGAGUCUCUCAGGGUAGAGGGGAACAGUUAAUGAAAUGGUGCCCAGCAGCCCCAACGCAUUGACCCUUGACCUCUGUAAGAGGUAAAGAGGCAAAAAGGAGCAAAAAUAGGGAAAAAGGACUUGAAAGGGUAAAUCCUGUGUGCAUUCCAUUCAUUAUCUUUUACAUUCAGUCAAAAUGGAGCAGCAAACAAUUGCAGGAAAAUGCUUACACAGGAACCCAAAGCAGGGAAUUGUUGCAUACAGGAUGGGGUGGUAUAGUAUGUGUGAUCAAGGAACUCAAUAUAAAAGGACAUGCAAGUACACAACAGGACAACAGGGAGCCAUCCAGUGCAUGUUCCCUUGUGAACUGGUGUGCAUAGUAUAUCUAUAGUAUGCAUAGUGUCAUGCACAUUUUAGGGUUUUUUCAUCUUUGCUAAAUCAUCUGUUAAAUCUUAGGACUAAACUGGGAGUUAUCCACCCUUUCUGGAAUGCAUCCGUAACAAUGCAAUGCUCAGAGCCAGGACUGCUACAAAAGGGCUCAUGCAUUGACAAAAUGGAUCAACAAUUAUCUCCAUCUCAGAGGAUUUUGUAUUUAAUAAUUUGUUUAGGUCAUUAGUGAUAAUGACUAUGUGGUUCUGUUGGCUUUUAAAACUUGGCAAAAAUUUGUCGCCAAUUGUUAUUUUUAGUAUAUUUAUAUUUGUGUCUUGUGGAAACAGUGAAUAAACACUCCACAAAUGUUAAUGUUACAGUUGGAACAAAUGUAAGAAUUGAUACAAUGCAAAAACAGACAAGCGUAAGCAUUAAAGAGGAACAGUCACAUUAAGCAGUAUUGUGAUUCAUGAUGUGUAUAGAAUUGAAUGAAAACAUGCAACAAGAAGUCUUCUGUAAACAGAGAAUGAAUAUUUAUUGCUACAUACAAGCAACUUUGAGAACAUAAUUUGACAAUCUCUGGUGGUAUUUAUAUAACACAUCACAGCUGAAGCAGAUGAAGGCUAGUUAUUAAGUUCCAAUGUUUUAAUCCUGCUGUAACUUAAUUUGCUGUAGCUGUAACUGUGGCAGUAUAACAAAACUGCUACUCUUUAACACCACAUCCAUUUACUGCAUUAUUCAACUGAUUAAGACUUGAAGCAAAAUUGAGUUUGCAGAAAAGUUAGGAGUUAUGAAUCCAAAUUUUCUUUGGGGGAUUGAAUAUUUCUGAUUGCAGCUGUAAAUGUUCCCCGCAAAACACCAUGAGCGUAUGUGUUGAACGCUGCUGACCUGUUUAUUUUCAGUUUCAGUUUUUGUUCUUCUUUAAAUUUACUUUGUGGCUACCAAAACACUGUCAUAUACACAUCCUGUAACAAUUACUCUCAGAUUAAACUCAUUUUGAGGGUGAAUUGAGAAAUGCUAAAUGCAAAAUACACAUAAAUGGAUGAGUGUGCCCUUACCUCCCUGAAGCUCAUUUGGCUGUCAUGCAACAGUUUACGAACCAAGAUGUGGAGUCGUUUGUACAUUUUGUUAAGGCACUUAGAAAUGUGCUUGUUUUUACCCAACAGCGUCUGUAAUUAAAUAGUCCAUAACAUACCAUCAAAUAAAUGUUGCUUCUUUUCCAUUGUUAGGAGGUGGGGCAAUUGAUCACAUGUUAUUUGUCUGUAUGACUGUUCCUCUUUAACAUUUUAAGUAUAUUUAAAGAUAUAUGCAGUGUUUAUUUAAGGAUCCAGCAAAACACAAAUUUCUGCCAGGUGUGAUAUUCAGUGUUUUAUAAUUUAAUUUACUUUAAUUAAAUUUUUUUAAUUAAAAUAAAAAUGUCACUUGUUUUUGGUGAAGAAGUUGCUAAUUCUCCGCUUGCUAAGACUGCUCUUAAAACUGUGUUCUUUUUUCUGGCUUGCUGUCACAGACUUUGUCAUUCCCUCAAACAAAUUAGGAGAAUAUGUUGAUCUUUUAUAUACAUGCACCUACAUUUUAUUCUUGUCUGUCUCCUUUCCUCCCAUACAUAAACAAAGUAAUGACUCUAGGUCAGUUUGAUCAAAACAGAUCACAGCAUUAGAGUUCACCAAAUGAGUUGGUUUUAUAUUUUAAUAUUCAGGUCCUUCAUGUUUACAGGCGCUAAAUCUUUCACUAUUAAAACUUCAACUGUGCCAAAUGUU
Molecule: messenger RNA, 7133 nt
Organism: Trichomycterus rosablanca
Lineage: Eukaryota; Metazoa; Chordata; Actinopteri; Siluriformes; Trichomycteridae
Gene: ankrd50l
Product: ankyrin repeat domain 50-like
Exons: 5
Coding region: 576-4847 (1423 amino acids)
Molecular function (GO): protein binding
Source: RefSeq, a predicted model, not a curated record